Oncorhynchus gorbuscha (pink salmon) is the source of this 3497-nucleotide messenger RNA. RefSeq names its product glutamate-rich protein 6-like. The transcript has 8 exons. NCBI's taxonomy places the organism in Eukaryota, Metazoa, Chordata, Actinopteri, Salmoniformes, Salmonidae. The record is from RefSeq and is a predicted model, not a curated record. The coding region runs from base 136 to 1215 and encodes 359 amino acids.
AGCCUCUCGUGGACUCUCCAGUGAUGUGUGAGUACUGUGGAGAGAAAGCAAGGCCUCCACUUGGACCAACAUUUGCAGAGGACCCUGGGAUCUUCUGCUGUGCCCAGUACCAGCAGCUGUGUGACAUGCUGGCCCAUGAAAGGUGGCUUGCCCUGCAGAGACCUGAUCAGGAGGAUGACUCGACACUCCCACCUAACAAUCAGCCAACCAGAGAGGAGGAGGAGUUGCAGGCCCAGGCCCGGGACAGAGCGGAGCACAGAAAGCAGGAGCAAGAGCGAGACCGACUCUACCAGGACACACAGUCAACCCUCCGAUCUGCAGAUACCUACACACGCUUCUCUAGGACCAUCAGCUACCAGCUGUCCACCUGUACAGCCAAAGAGGGACAGUGGACUGUUACACAACAUCCUGGGAUUGAGGAGGACCUGGAAAAAGAAAAUGGAGACACCCUUUAUGACCAUGAGUCAUUUGAGUUUGGCAUUUCUCCGCAUCAGGAUGGGGCACAAUUUCUGGAGAAGUAUUAUGCCGGUGGGAGCAAGUUUCUCAGUCUUCCCAGAUGGUUCUGCCCAGGUUUUCUAUCCCUCUGGCUUCUUGGCCCUGGUCAUAAUCUCUGAUGGAAGAGAAAGGGUAUGUAUUGUACAUGAUGACCACUCCCUUGGGCAGCCAAUCAGAGCCCUAUUCCAAUCUGAUGGCAGGGCCACAUGUUACCAUGGCAACGGUAAUGUCUGGCUGAGCUUGGACGCGUCAGGAGGUCAGUGUCUGAAUGAUGCAGGGGCCAGGAUCAGAAGGUGGAGAUGGAGAGGCCACAGCCAGACGCCCACCCCCCUGCGGCCGCUCUUCCUAUCUUUAAACCGCAGCCUGGGGGUGAGGGUCCUGGGACAGGAACACAUGUUUGUGUCCUUCCUUUCUGCUGGCCAACAGGCCAAGUUCAGUGUGGGGGCCUGUUUGCAGCCAGUGGCUCUGGGGAUGAUUCAGGCUCCAGGUCCAUCCAUAUCCAAGGAGGAGUGUAUUCUAUUGGCUGGACGGAUAAGGGUCCAUCAGGUCAUUAGGCAUCUCCACCACUGCCUGCGCUGCCCCUCCAACCCAAGGCCUCUGAGGGCUGGACUAGCUCCUAGCCUCUCUCUGGCCAAAAGGUUACUGGACUUCAGUUGCUCUCUUCAGCUUGAGGAGCGUGAGAGGGCCUUUGUCCACAGGUGUCUCCAGGAUUGCCUGUGAUCUCUAUACCAAAGCAUCAUUAUGUGGAAACAUUGAACAUUUCAGCUCAUUAUGACACCACACAGAUUUGACAAUAGUGAUCCUAUUAAAUGAAUUCCUAAUUAUAUGGAUUUGACUUACAUCACAGCCUACAGUGCCUUCCGAAAGCUUUCACAACCCUUGACUUUUUCCACAGUUUGUUGUUACACGGUGGGAUAAAAAACAAAAUUGUCAACUAUUUCACAAAAUACUCUGUCAAAGUGGAAGAGAAAUUCUAACAUUUGUAUAAAAAAAAUAAUUUGUCUCCCAGUGUUUGUUUGGGAUGCAGACUGAACCAGGUUUUCCGCUACGAUUUCCCAUGUGCUUAGCUCUAUUUUGUUUCUUUUUACCCUAAACAACUCCCAAGUCCUUGCCGAUGACAAGCAUACUCAUAACAUGAUGCAGCCACCAACAUGCCUGAAAAUAUGAAGAGUGGUACUUAGUGAUGUGUUGUGUUGGCUUUGCCCCAAACACAAUGCUUUGUAUUCAGGAUGUGAAGUUAAUUUCUUUGCCAACUUUUUAGAAGUUUUACUUUUGUGCCUUAUUGCAAACAGGAUGCAUGUUUUGUAAUAUUUGUAAUCUGUACAGUCUUCCUCUUUCAUUCUGUUGUUUUAGGUUAGUGUUGUGGAAUAUCUUCAAUGUUGUUGAUCCGUCCUCUGUUUUUCUCCUAUCACAGCCUUUCAACUCUAACUGUUUUAAAGUCACCAUUGGCCUCAUCCUGAAAUCCUUGAGCGGUUUCCUUCCUUUCCGUCAACUGAGUUAAGGACACCUGCAUUUUUGUGGUGACUGUGUAUUGAUACGCCAUCCACAGUGUAAUUAAUAAUUUCACCAUGCUCAAUGUGAUAUUCAAUGUCUGCUUUUUUAAAAUGAUUUAUCAGCCAAUCGGUAGAACCUCCCUGGUUUUUGUGGUUAAAUUUGUGUUUGAAAUUCACUGUUUGACUGAGGAACCUUACAGAUAAUUCUGUGUGGGGUCUAGAGAAGAUGUAGUCAUUCAAAAAUCAUGUUAAACACUAUUGCAAGUCUCUUUGGAUAAAAGCGUCUGCUAAAUGGCAUUUAUUAUUAUAUUAUUGCAGUGAAUCCAUGCAACUUAUUAUGUGACUUGUUAAGCAAAUCUUUACACCCUUCACACCCUAACUUAUUUAGACUUGCCAUAACAAAGGGGUUGAAUACUUAUUGACUAAAGACAUUUCAGCUUUUCAUUUUUAAUUAAUGAUAAAUGUAUAUCAAAUACAAUUCCACUUUGAUAUUAUGGGGUAUUGUGUAUAGGCCAGUAACAAAUCUCAAGUUAAUCCAUUUUAAAUCCCGCCUGUAACACAACAAAAACUUGGAAAAAGUCUAGGGUGUGAAUACUUUCUGAAGGCACUGUACUUGUACAAACUUCCAUCCCAUUAUGACAUCACACAACACCCCCAUGGUCCUUAUUAAACGAUCAGCUCAUUAUGCACUCACACAGCACCACUUGUAUCAUGUCACAUGCAGUGAACACUCAGCUCAUUGUGACAUCAUAGUGCCAUGAGACUGUGCCUACUGUGUAAUAUUGACUGUAAUAACUUUUUUAUUAGUUGUCUGAUACUUUUUAGACCUCUGCAAUGUGUAAUUGUGAGAAGUCUGAUUUAAUUUUAAACAUGAAAUGAGUUAUGUGAAAUUACUCAAUAGUGUCACAAUAACUGAACUUAAUUUCAAUAUUAAUUUCUGACUUUAAAUAGAUAUUUUUUUUCUUCUUCUAGAUUCAUGUGUGUAUCAAAUGUACUACAUCAAAUAAUGUUAUUUGUAGCAACAUACAAUAAACACAGGUUGGUGGAACCUUAAUUGGGGAGGACUGGCUUGUGGUAAUGGCAGCCAUCGUUAUGAGCCAUCCUCCCCUCAGCAGCUUCCUGUGAUAAACACCUAUGAGCAGGGUCAAUAGUAAAGUCUUGAAUUGUGCUAUGUUUUAAUCAUUGUAAGGAUGGCUCAUAAUAAUGGCUGGAACUGCGCAAAUGGAAUGCCAUCAAACAUAUGCAAACCACGUGUUUCAUGUAUUUGAUACCAUUCUGCUCCAGCCAUUACCGCAAGCCCGUUCUCCCCAAUUAAGGUGUCACCAACCUCCUGUGAUUGUAACACUAGCGGGGAUAGUGGGUUGUACUAUGUCUUUCACUGUGGAUUAAAGAGUCUGGUGUAAUCCAAGAUGGGACGGUCUCUUCAUUAAGAGUCUCAACCAGAACUGUUCCCGUCCAGAUGAGACUCUGCUUAAGCUCUUGCUAAACCCCUUAAUCAUUUAACCUAAU